Molecule: messenger RNA, 4534 nt
Organism: Hemiscyllium ocellatum (epaulette shark)
Lineage: Eukaryota; Metazoa; Chordata; Chondrichthyes; Orectolobiformes; Hemiscylliidae
Product: beta-1,3-galactosyltransferase 9
Exons: 3
Coding region: 292-1404 (370 amino acids)
Cellular component (GO): membrane
Molecular function (GO): hexosyltransferase activity
Source: RefSeq, a predicted model, not a curated record
GUUUAGUUCAAUCCUAAACUGGUUGGGAGUUCAACAGUGAGCUGUGUAAAAACUCUCUCUUUCUGCCCUUCAACUUCAACCUGUAUUUGAUCUGUAAGCAAGCUAUAGGAUUUCAUUCCAUGACUCUAACGGGGGAAUUGGGCUAACCAAACAAUAUCUUCCUUCAUUUUGAAAUUGCGCAGUAAAGUUUGGCGCAAGAUACCAGACCAACAGAUGGAGAGCGGCAAAACCGGAUAAUCUGUCCAUCGUUGAGGCUUUAUUCAUCUGGAAGGUGAUGUGAUUGAGCUGACCAUGCAGCUUUUAUUCUGUAGGCUUCGUACUCAUCAGUGGUGCUUCCUUCUCUUCAAUGUGGCUCUGUUCCAUGCCUUGCUCUUUGGGGCUGACAUUGUGGAAGAGUACCUGCUACAGUCCUCUCCAAACACCUAUACAGAUGUCCAAACUCUGGACAUCCGGGAGAGAGCGAGGAAACUGGACAUGGGCCAGGUCAAGGGAAAUGCCUCCAGGUAUUUUCGCAUCAGCAACACAGAUGCUUGCAGUCACAGCAACCUCUUUCUCCUGGCUGUUGUUUCCAGCAACGCAGGAAACAUGACACGGCGGGAGGUCAUCAGGAAGACUUGGGCUAAUGUGAGUCAAGUGCAAGGUUAUGGUUUGUUAACGUUGUUUGCAAUUGGGAUCCCUCAAACGCAGGCAACCCAAGAGGAGGUCAACAAAGAGUAUGCAAACCACAGGGACAUCAUCCAAGGCACUUUCCCAGACUCGGCCAACAACGCUGUCCUUAAAACCAUUAUGAUCAUGCGUUGGGCAGUGACAUUUUGCCCUAAAGCUCUGUUCAUUCUGAAAUCUGAUGAAGAGACUUUCGUCAAUUACAGAAGCUUGGUGGAAUACCUGCUCAGUUUGAAGAGACAUGCGGAGGAUCUCUACAUUGGGAGAGUCAACCACCAGGUAAUGCCCAUUCGAGACCCUCUGAGCAAACAUCAUGUGCCCAUCAGCCUGUAUUCGGGCAAGUAUUACCCCGACUACUGCAGCUCGACGGCCUACGUCAUCUCGCAGGAUGUUGCCCGUAAGGUUUUUGUCGCUUCUGUGGCGAUGAAGACCUCGAUGCCUGAAGACAUUUAUGUCGGAAUUUGCGCCAGGAAAGCUGGCGUGGUGCCCAUCCACAGUUCCAGGUUUUCUGGGGAGAAGCACAUUCGCUUCAAUCGCUGCUGCUACAAGUUCAUCUUUAGCUCUUUCGGGAUGAAAAGCGAGGAGCUGGAUGAGGCCUGGGAGGAGAUUAAUGACAGUAGGCCAUGUACUAUGUUAGAAAUGUAUUAUGGACUCAUCAAGUGCAAGGCAUUAACCUAUCUGGACAAGCUCACGUCACAUGACAGCAUGGAGUCAGAGGAGUCGGUCCCUCCAAAACACUAACUAUUACGUGAUCAGCAGGGGCGGCAUGGUGGCUCAGUGGUUAGCACUGCUACCUCACAGCGCUGGGGGGGUCCAAUUCGUGCCUUGGGCAACUGUCUGUCUGACGUUUGCACAUUCUCCCAGUGUCUGUGUGGGUUUCCUCCGGGUGCUCCGGUUUCCUCCCACAAUCCGAAGGUGUGCAGGUUAGGUGAAUUGGCCAUGUAAAAUUGCCCGUAGUGUUAGGUAGGGGAAUUAGGGGUAAAUGUAGGGGAAUGGGUCUGGGUGGGUUGCUCUUCGGAGGGUCGUUGUGGACUUGUUGGGCCGAUGGGCCUGUGCCCACACUGUAGGAAAUGUAAUGUAAAAGAGUAAACCCCAUAAGCGUAAUUUGAGAUACAGCACUCAUCUCAGUUGAAUGGUCAUGGGUUCAAGUCCUACUCUACAGAAACAUUUUAUUACCCAGCACCUAUGGGACCAGGAAAGUGUCAGCUGAUCAAAUAUUCUGCAAAUCAAGAGCUGUACAUAACCACAGUAAAUCCUGUCCAAGUGAAGCUUCAGAACAUUAAUAUCCCUCAAAGAAUCAUUGUAAAAACAUCAACAAUUCUCCUAAAAUCAAUGUAAAAACACACAGGAAUAGAAAUGUAAUGCAGGGGUUAUACACAUCAUUGUUAUACUUUAUUUACAGCAUAAAUACUCAGAUACUAUGGUAGAUCACAGUACUUGAGGUAAAUAAUUUUUGCUGAUUUAUCGAGAGCGCUGGUUGAUAAGGUGACGGUUAAAACCAAGUUUGCUAUCUAACUGAGGCUGAAGCUGUCGGUGCAGUACUGAGGGAGUGCUCUGCUGUCAGAGGUGCUGCCUUUCAAGUCAGCUGUUAAAUGCUGACCUGUCCACCCUCUCAGGUAGGCCGCAAAAGAUUCCCCCACACUAUUACAAAGAGCGGGGAGGUUCCACAAGUCACAUUGGAAUCUGCUCAUUAUCACAUUGCUGUUUGUGGGAGCUUGCUGUGUGCAAAUUGGUUUCCACAGGUAGGAUCCUCCCAUUUGAACCAUCAGGUCUGCAUGGACCCUCUAAAGAGCACCCCAGCCAGACCCCAACCAUGGAUAACCCACAGACCCCUGAACACUAUGGACAAUCCACAUAACUUGCACAGGUCUGGACUGUGGGAGGUAACCAGAACACCCCAGAGGAAACCCGCACAGACAUAUGGAGCAUGUGCAAAUUCCACACAGGCUGAAAUCGUACCUAGGCCCCUGGCACUGUGAGGUAGCAAUGCUAAUCACUGAGCCACCAUGCUGUGCUGGCAAGACUUCCAAAGAUUUUAUGAUUGGCUCUAAGAUUAUUUAGAUUGUUCCUUGGUCAUGAAAGGUACUAUGUAAUACAUGCUUUUUUUUUCUCUCUCUCUCAUUGUCUCUCUGCCUCCAUUUGUAAAUUCGCCUGUCUAUUUUGAAAAUAUAAUCUCACUUGAAAAUUAGGUUUCUUUGUGAAACCUUUCUGUCUGUCCCUGUUUAUCUGCAGGUUUUACUUUCCAUGAGUAAAGAAUACGAUGUGAGAUCCACCAACCUCACAGGCCUCAGUUGGUGCAACUCUAGAGACAAGCACUAAGAUAUGUACAACAGUGGCCCCGGAAUGGGUCUCUUGCCUCUAAUGGGGGAGAAUCUGACCUCAGAUCAUUUGCCUCACUCUGUAGAGCAGCUAACCUGAGCAGGUCAAUGGAAUGAGCAUCUCACAUUAAUCAAUGAUUAUCAAAGCUGACGUUGCAGUAAUGGUCCCAGCAAAACUCCUCCUGGUAAGCAGACAUAAUCUCUAUCAAGAUUACUUUCUUUCUAGUUUCCUGUUGAGACAUUGAACUGAGGCACUGUAUGCUCUCUCUCUCUCUCUCUUUCUCUCUCAUGGAUGUAAAAUAACCCAAGGCAGGAUUUUUGGAGAAAACAGGGGACUUCACCCUAGUUUCCUGACAAUUAUCUGUCUUUCAAUCAACAUCAGGCAAUGAGAUUUUUCACUUUCAGUUAGAUUUCUGUUUGUUGCUGAGUGCAAAUUGCCUACUGUGCUUCCUGUAUUACAACCAUGAAUUCAUUGAAAAAGUGCUCCACUAAACUGUAAUACACCUUGUGAUGUCCAGUCUUUUGAAAGAUCCUUUUGAAAUGCAGAUUUUUCUUUGUUUGUUGUUUUCCCAAUGGAUGUUGCAUUGCUGAAACCAUCAGGAAUUUCCAGCAAAUGCACAAUGUCCAUAUGGUUUUGGUUUAAUCUUCUGAAAAUUGAAAACAAUCUCAAUCAAAUAUACAAUUAUGAUACUUUUGUUGUUGUAUUGCAGAACUCCCAUUCUAGGAUAGGUUAUCAUUAAUCUUCAAACAAAAUGUAAUAUUUGAGGCUCUAUCAUUGAAUAUAUUAUGUUUGCAGUUAUGUUGGAAACUAUUUUAAUUCUUAAUUUAAGGGCUGUCCAUUGACUGUGUUUAAAGAGUGCAGAGAAUAAUAUUUUGCUAAGGAAUCAUUUGUAAAUAUUAAGUUUGACAAAAGUGUCCAAAUAGCGCACAUGAGGUGUCCAAACAAAGCUUUGAACGUGCAAGUCCUUAGCUGAAACAACAGGUGUUCCAACUCAACAAGGGUGAAAACGUUAACUCAGUUUCCCUUGUCUGAUCACUGCCCUGACCUUGCUGGAACUAUAUUUGUUUGCAUGCUUAUUUCCUUGCACAAGGACAGUUUCACAAAGUCAGUUUCACCUCCUGCAAGAUGAAAGCAGCAUGUUGAUCCCAUCAUUAAGUGCAAAUAAUGAUCACUUCAGUAGAUAACCUAUACUUGAAAAGUCACACAUCACUAACAUCUGGAGAGAUGGUUAGAGGAGAAAACAAAGAGGAAAAAUGAUCAAUUUUCAAUAUUUUUAAAUAAUGAAGUGAAAACAAAUAAACACUUUUCAUUCUUGUCAAAGCAGUGAUAUAGUAUUUUGAGCUGUCAAAGAAUUGUUCAGAAGAUUUGUAGCCCUCAUAACAGCCUUUGUUUUAUCCUUAUAAUGGUUUAGAAUUACAACAUUUUAAACUUGAUGUUUGUUUGGCAAAUCUGUGUCUUAGCAUCUGUAUUGAAGUUUCUGGGUGUGUUUUAACAUUUAUCUAUGGUCACCUGACAAGUAACAGAUUAAAAUGUAAGAACAUGUGAUUGCAAU